AUGGAUAUGAAACAUGUUUCUACACGCAUUAACGUUGAAUCUUCUCUCCUUCAAAACCUAAACUGGAGUUUCAAGACUGGAUCAAGAAUUCUCGUCAAACCGCCGCCAUCUUCAACAUUCAAUCUUCACAAAAAUAGCCCUAGAUUUUCUGCUUCAUGGUUGAGUCCUGAACUUGCUAGCAAUGCUUUCACAUGGUCAACUUUAGCUGUGUUACCUUACUAUUCCCUCAUGGUUAUUGCUCCAAAAUCUGAACUGACGAAAAGGUCAAUGGAAAGUAAUGUACCAUAUGUUAUUCUUGGAUUGGUGUAUGCACAUCUUCUUUACCUCUCUUGGACACCUGAUACCUUGAGGCUCAUAUUUGCAAGUAAAUAUUUUUUGCCUGAACUCCCUGGUAUAACUAAGUUGUUCUCUAGUGAGCUUUCAUUAGCUUCUGCUUGGGUUCAUUGGUUGGUUGUAGAUCUCUUUGCUGCAAGGCAGGUGUUCAUGGAUGGAUUAGAAGAGCAGAUCGAAACUCGACAUUCUGUGACUCUAUGUUUGUUGUCUUGUCCCAUUGGAAUCCUAUCUCAUGUCAUUACUAAAAAACUUAUCAAAAGUACCCGAAAAUCCCCAUUAGAAUAGCAUUAUGCGGAGACAACAUGUCUCAAUU
Impatiens glandulifera is the source of this 646-nucleotide messenger RNA. Its product is annotated as protein ABA DEFICIENT 4, chloroplastic-like. Bases 1 to 618 code for a protein of 205 amino acids. The transcript is spliced from 5 exons. NCBI's taxonomy places the organism in Eukaryota, Viridiplantae, Streptophyta, Magnoliopsida, Ericales, Balsaminaceae. The record is from RefSeq and is a predicted model, not a curated record.